AUGAGUUAUUCCCAUGCAGUUGUCGUUGGAGUUCCAAAUUCAUUAAAGUUCGCAAAUAAGAAAUCCACUCUUGAUACGGAUGCGCUGAGAAAACAAAGUGAGGGCCUUAUCGAAACGCUUCGAGAAGCCGGUGUCGUCGUCAGUGAGUACUGCCCAGCGGAUGGAUCUUGCGUAACAAGUCUGUUAGUUGGGGAUGCAGCUAUGUCUCUCAAACGUAUCUUGCCAAAAUGUUGUCGAAGUAUUCAAGAAUGUCCUGAAACCGUCGAUGGAAAAGCAGUGGUUCUCGAGGGAGGAGACGUCCUUUUCACAGGGAAAGAGAUAUUUGUAGGAGUACGCAAACAUGGAACAAACUUUGAAGGAGCAAAAGUACCAACUACAGUUGUUGCCAAAGUAUUCUGUGACCAUGCCGUUAUACCUAUAAAUAUGUCAGACAAGGCUCAAAGCCUACGGUACUACGUUUCGCUGGUUGCUCCUGGUAUAUUAGCUAUCGGAACAAGCAAAGAAGCCCAGAAUAUUUUAAAAGUUCUUGAAGCCGAAGCUUCAUUACGGUACAGGAUUAUAUCGGUUGAUGACGAUGAUGGCGUAAACUGCAUUUUAGUUAACAAUCGACUCAUAUUCCAGCAGAACAGGGCAGCGGCAAGUGUUGCAAUAAUUAGAGACUCAAAUAAUCAUGCUGAACGACCUCAAACUGAACUACAGGUGACAAGGAAAUUCACUGCUCUUCAGUCAAAUGGACUAGAGUUGUGGACGGUGGAUGUCUCUGACUUACUCAAGGUCAAGCUUUAG
Molecule: messenger RNA, 786 nt
Organism: Strongylus vulgaris
Lineage: Eukaryota; Metazoa; Nematoda; Chromadorea; Rhabditida; Strongylidae
Source: the annotation of a GenBank genome assembly